CACCGAAUGUCACAGGGUCUAAACAAAAGCGGGAAAGAAACGGCCUUGUCUCGUUUGUCUCCUUUCCCCCGGGUUUCCCGGCGCACAGGGACACGCUACGGGGAUGCUAUGGGGGUGCGAGCAUCACUCUGACCGGCACAGCUCACGCUCCACUGAUCCCACUCGCUCAAAGCAAACCAACCUCCACGACUUUAGCGCCGAUCGCUAAGCCAAAGCUACCACUUCUCCCCCGCGACUCCUCUCCUCGAUCGAUGCAACAAUGGCCUCGGUAUUACUAGCGCUGUCCCUUCUCUUGCUUGCGCUCCGGCACACGGCCUCGUCCGCGCCCACGGCCACCUUCCCGAGCGACGCGGCCGCACUGGCGUCGCUCAAGUCCGCGGUGUCCGCGUCCUCCGUCCCGCCCUUCUCCUGCCUCGCGUCGUGGAACUUCGCCCGCGACCCCUGCGCCGCCUUCCCCUGCGGCCUCCAUUGCUACGCGCCGGCCAACUCCUCCUACCUCCGCGUCACGGCCAUCUCGCUUGACCCCGCGGGCUACUCCGGCGCGCUCCCCGCGCCCGUUUUGUCCUCGCUCCCUUUCCUCGCGUCGCUCUCCCUCGCCGACAACCGCUUCCACGGCGCGCUCCCUGCAGGGGUCCCGCUGCCACCAAGCCUCCGCGUCCUCGAUCUCUCUGGCAACGCCUUCUCCGGCGCGAUACCGGUUUCGCUGUUCAGCCACGCCUCGGCGCUGCAGGAGCUCUACCUCUCCCGCAACGCGUUCUCCGGCCGGAUACCGCCGGAGGUCGCGUCCCUGGGCGCUCUGACGCGGAUGGACCUGCAGCACAACGGCCUCACGGGAGCUCUGCCUAGGAUGGACGCGAUGCGCUCGCUCGCCCACGUCGACGUGAGCGCCAACGCGCUGUCGGGCACGCUGCUCGACGCGCCCGGGCGGCUGCCGCCGUCUCUCGUGUCCGUCGUGGCGCGCAACAACUCUUUCUCCGGGCCUCUGCGGGCCACGGCGCUGGCCGCUGUCCCUGCACUCCGGGUGCUGGACCUCACGAGCAACUCGCUGUCCGGCGCUGUCCCCGGCGGCGCGUUCGCGCACCCGGCGCUGCAGCAGCUGCGGCUGGGAUCCAAUCAGCUCGACACGGUCGAGGAGGCGCCCGACGGCGGGGCGUCGAGCCAGCUCGUCGAGCUGGACCUCAGCAACAACAGACUCGCCGGGCGGCUGCCGGGAUGCCUCGGCACAAUGCCGCGCCUAGUGGCGGUCGCGCUUGACCGGAACCGGUUCGUCGGCGUCAUUCCUGACCAGUACGCCGUCCGUGUCGCGGCCGAGGAGGCCACUGAACAGUGGGUGCCGUUCGCCAGGCUGAUGCUGCAGGGGAACUAUCUCUGUGGAGCCCUGCCGAGUCAGAUGAGGCAGCUGAAGGAGGGCGAUGCAGUCGUCAGCUUGGCGGACAACUGCUUGCCGAGGUGCCCGCACAAGUUCUUCUUCUGCCAAGGGGUCCCGCAGAAGAGCCACGCCGCGUGUCCAAAGUGCGAUACUGCGAUCCACGAGGAAAUUCUUCUGGAGAUGCAUUGAGACUGUAAUCUGUAAAUAGCGCACUCGUGUUCUCUUUUCAGCUUUGGAUUGUCGAGAUUAUCGAAAUGGCAUUGUAUCAUCACAUCUUGUAACUCAACUCGCCGUUAAAGAAGUACAAGCUCUGCUUAUCGUUUUACGCGCUGUAAACCUUUCCGGGCCUGUGUUUGUAUGCCUGAACAUUCUUUCACAUGACAC
Molecule: messenger RNA, 1753 nt
Organism: Phragmites australis (common reed)
Lineage: Eukaryota; Viridiplantae; Streptophyta; Magnoliopsida; Poales; Poaceae
Product: probable inactive leucine-rich repeat receptor kinase XIAO
Exons: 1
Coding region: 260-1558 (432 amino acids)
Molecular function (GO): protein binding
Source: RefSeq, a predicted model, not a curated record